This is a messenger RNA of Dichotomopilus funicola, 3711 nucleotides long. Its product is annotated as NAD-dependent histone deacetylase HST3. The coding region runs from base 1 to 3711 and encodes 1236 amino acids. Lineage: Eukaryota; Fungi; Ascomycota; Sordariomycetes; Sordariales; Chaetomiaceae. Gene Ontology annotation, cellular component: nucleus; mating-type region heterochromatin. Gene Ontology annotation, molecular function: histone deacetylase activity, NAD-dependent; NAD+ binding. The transcript is spliced from 5 exons. Gene Ontology annotation, biological process: negative regulation of transcription by RNA polymerase II; replication-born double-strand break repair via sister chromatid exchange; pericentric heterochromatin formation. The record is from RefSeq and is a predicted model, not a curated record.
AUGCCCACGACACAUGUGGAGCCGGGCUCGGACCCGCUGCUGCAAGAGAUCGCGACGGGACUGUGGAAGUCGAAGAAGGUGGUUGUUAUUACGGGGGCGGGGAUUAGUACGAAUUCGGGGAUUCCGGAUUUCCGCUCCGAAAAUGGACUGUACUCGUUGAUCCAGGCGCAGUUUGAUGCGGCCGACGCGAACAAUAACAACCCCUCGCAAGGGGCUGAGAGGGGAGAAGGCAGUGACAGUGAUGGGCCGGAUGCUGGUGCGGAACAACGCCCUGCUAAGAGGCAAAGGCGGACAUAUGACAGUUCACCGGGCGUGCCGUUCCCUGGACUACGGCAGGCUAACGUGAAGGAGGUGCCGCCGAAAGUCGAGGAGCGGGAGCAGGAGGAGGUCCCGGCGUCCUCCCCGCCUGCCGGGUUCUUCAGCACCCCUACACCCAACUCCCGAUUACGACCUCCGCAUCUCAUCGAGACCCUCCCCGGCAGCUCCUCCCCGCUUUCUUCACCACCCGCGAUCGUGUACGACCCGUACCAAACCUCGACACCAAGUUGUCCCUCCACACAGGACAGCGACGAAGCACAGUCCUCCCGAUCUGACAGCGAGGAGCCGUCGUCGGUCACCACGCCGCUUCUCUCUUCCUCCCAAAAUUCGUUUAGCGGCGCCUCCAAAAACACCCUCCCCGUCAUGAAAGGCCGCGACCUGUUUGACGCGCAAAUUUGGUCUUGUCCCAUACGGACGUCGGUGUUCUACGCGUUUGUGUCGGCGCUGCGCGAGAAGGUGCGUACGGCCGAGCCGACGACCAGUCACCGGUUUGUGAGUGUGCUGCGGGACAGCCGGAAGUUGGUGCGGUGUUAUACCCAGAACAUCGACCAACUGGAGGAGCGGGUUGGACUCAGCACGUCGUUGGACCUAGGCGCUGGGAGCCGGUACCGGUUUUCGGUGCGCGCCGGGCGGAAGGGGGCUCAGGGGCAGGCCUCGCAAACAGCCCUCGAAUCCACAGUCGACGACGAACCACCAUCAUCUGCCCCUCCAGCAUCGCAAUCCCAACAACCCGCCGCAGCGCCCGGCCCCAACCGCGGUGUGGAGUGCGUGUGUCUGCACGGCUCGCUGGCCGAGCUCCGGUGCUUCGUCUGCGCCCGCACCGCGUCCUGGGAGGGCGACGCCCGGCUAUCGGACACCCUUGCUGGCCGUCAGCCCGACUGCCCUCACUGCGCAGGCGCGACAGCAGCUCGAGAAGAACGCGGCAAGCGAGCGCUAGGCGUCGGCAAGCUCCGGCCUGAUAUCGUGCUCUACGGCGAGGAACACCCGCACUCCCACCUCAUCAGCCCGUUGGUCCAGCAUGAUCUUUCCCUCGGCCCGGACAUGCUCCUCAUCCUGGGCACCAGUCUGCGCGUGCACGGCCUGAAGGUGCUGGUCCGCGAGUUUGCCAAGGCGGUACAUGAUCGGGGAGGAAAGGUCGUGUUUGUAAAUUUCACCAAGCCGCCGGAGAGCGUGUGGUCGGAUAUCAUUGACUACUGGGUGCAGUGGGACUGUGACGCGUGGGUGGAUGACUUGCAGGUGCGGAAACCGGCGUUGUGGUUGCCGCCUGGGACGGUCCUGCCGGAGGAGGAGAAGGAGAAGACCAAGCCGAAGGGAUCGCGGCGACAAAGCGGCGAGAAGGGAUCGAAAAAGAAUAGGAACGAGUCCGUGCCCCGUAAGAAGGCGGUGAAAGCGCGCAAGCAACCUAAGGAACCAAAAGAACCGAAAAAGCCGAGAGAACCUAAAGUGAGCCCCGACGCGAAACGCCCGUCGUCGGUUCGCGACCACAAACAGAACGGCGCUUAUCUCGUGUGCAAGAUCAUGGACGAUUUGCGGCGGCUUUCUGGGGAGGAUACUCAGCCGGCGUGGUCUGCUGCUGCUGCUGCGUCCGCUACACCAUCGCCGGUGCAGCCUGUUAAGAAGCGUAGGGGCAGGCCAAGGAAGUCGGCCCCGGCUUUGUUGGAUGGUGCGGCUGCUGAUGCUGCUCAGGUCAGUGCUACUGCGGUCAGUGCUGUCGGUGAACCGCGCAAUGCGACGGUUUUGCCACGUCCUGACGUCGCCGGAUUCGCUUCGUCGCCUGUGCGUGACACGGCCAUGGAGGAUGUGCCUGGGCCUGAUGCAGGCGGCCUGUCUAUCUCCGCUGCUGUAAAGAGCAGGAAGCGCAAGCAAACUGUCUGGCGCAUGGUUCGGGGGGUCGAGACGCGGGUUGUGUUGGAGAGUGACACGAUGCCAGCAGCGACGCCAACACCAAUACCUGUAGCACUGCCAAUACCUGUACCAGCGCCAUCAGUCGAAGCGCAAGUACCUCCGACAUCCACUUUACCGCACACACCAGCCAUCUUCCGGCCUGCACAUGCUACGCCUGUUCCAGAAGACCGGCGACUCCCUUCACCAACGCCGACAAGCCUGCAACAACCGCCGCGAUACACCGCCGACGGCAGCUACGCCCACCUUCAGUCAUUCCCCUCAGUGUCUGACAGACCAGCAUCCGCCCUAGACAUGGCCAUCGACGCUGGCUUCCGCGAAACAGACCGGCUUAUUGCGCAGCUGUCGCGCCCUGCCACGCCGUCGCAGCUGCGGCUUGCCCCGUUGCUGGGAGGUGGGCCCGAGAACGGCCAGCGGGUACCACCGGAGUUGACCCAGCGAGGACAGAAGAGACCGUCUCUGCUGAUGGACCAAGUCCACUAUCAACACCACGACUACCAACCCCGACCUACGACCGCUUCCAAACCUCCUCCGCUAGAACCGAAACUCGCCUCGCCCGGCCCGCGGAAACUGAGUAUUUCCUCGAACGUUGGCAGUCCAGUUGCGCCGACGCCGGGGCGGGAUCGAAGUGGGAGUGGACGGGGUCAGGCAAUACCACAGCAAGGUCAAGGAUAUGGGGACGGUCACGGGCCGUUUUUCAUGAGUGACCCGCUAGCGAGCUGGUUGGGGUACCCGCCGUAUUGGUUGCAGCAGGAACUUCAGGGUGGGCAGAUGCAAGGCGAUCAACUGCAAGGCGCGCAGGCUGGUGUUCAGGGGUAUGCACAGUAUGGCCAGGGACAACAUGGCCAGGGACAGCAAAGACAACAAGGUGGAUAUGGGCAGCCUGGGCAACCUGGACAGUCGGUACAUGGACAACAACAAAGUCAGUCACAGUACGGGCAGCACUCGGGGGUUGGCGCGUUGUUGCAGGCGCAUGAGCAGAUGGUUAGCCAGAGUCGUCCGUCUAGUCAAGGGCAAGCACACCAUCCUGCUGAGAUGCAACAGCAGAAUCCUUACCAAGCACCACCCCAUGAGUACCAUCAGGCACAACAUCAUCCGUUUUCUCCUCCAACGUAUCAUCAACACCAUAUUCCUCAACAGGGUCAGCAGGGACCACCUCCCACCUCGAACCCGACACAGCAUCCUACGUCCCAUCCUACGUCCCAUCCCACAUCUCAUCCAACAUACACAACACAUCCACAGCCACACUCACAUCCCCAACAGCAGCCAACACAACUCCAACAAAUCGACCCGGCAUUACCCUCGCCCUUCGGAGCCCCACGCUCGCCCUGGUGUCCAGACGAACAGCUGCGCAAGGAGCAAGAGGCGGCUAUGAUGUUGUCGGCUUUACGUGGGAGCGGGAGUGUACCUGGGACGCCUAGGGCUGGUGGUGUUAAGGGGGGUAGUGGUAGUGGGAAGGGUGGAAAGGGGAAGAGUGGGAAGGGUAUUUAG